This is a messenger RNA of Echinostoma caproni, 1713 nucleotides long. Lineage: Eukaryota; Metazoa; Platyhelminthes; Trematoda; Plagiorchiida; Echinostomatidae. The record is from the annotation of a GenBank genome assembly.
AUGGAUAUCCCGAACUGCCGUACCCACGCUCGGAGACCCAUUUCCAUUGUGCGCAUACUGGAGGAUCAGGAUGAAUACAGUGCCCGAACUCAUCCAACCCACGUGAUCACGAACAACCAAUCAGGAAAUAGUAAUUAUGGGUACACUAAUCCGAACACACUCGGCUAUCGUACACCGGUUAUGACUCACAGUCAGGAAGAUUUGUCCGAUAUCUCGGGCGAUCAGGUGAAACAGACGAUUCGAAUCAUGCCAUGGCAACCGACCGAACCGAUCACAUAUGAGCCCAAUCAUUCCGAUCUUUCCGAUGAAAAUCGUCCGGGCACAGUUUCUACCACUGUUCGGAGACCGGCCGAGGUGGGCUAUGUUCGUGAAAUAUCUAUUCCCUCCGGAUCUACCCCGGAAAUGUACCGGAAGGAACCGCAUCCGAUUUCUUCAUCGCCAAAUACGCCAUACAAUUCCCAUUCCCGCGUUGUUAUGGAGCUUCCUUUGAAUCCGGAUUACAAUCCGCCCGGUUCCUUACUACAUGGCACGGUUAUUUCUCGACCAUCCAGUGUGGACGCACACAAUGCCAACAGUUUUCACAAUAACGGAAAUCAUUAUUCUCAGGACUCAACUUUCCAUCGAACCAUCCCCAUGAACGGAGCUCAUCAGGACUCUUUCGUGUCUCUGUCCAAUUCGGAUUUGCAGGAUGACACGGAGAGCACAGACAGUGAUAUCCAACCCACCAGUUUGCAACGAUUCCCGCGACUGGCAAUUGAUGAGCACGAAUCCCCAUUAGCUUAUCGGAUUCGUGAGAAGCCAUCCCCACAGUCCACUCCCAGUCUGCCACGACGUGCAACGACCAGUCAGACGAUCCAGCUCAGACAACCUACUACACAGGAGAGUUUGAACACAUCGAUUGACCAGAUCACGUCUGGACCCGGUCGAUAUAAACCGGUACAAACAACAACAGAUGGUGGUUCUGAUCAAGGGUCAAUGACCCUAAAACAUCCGGUCGCACCCACAAUCUUACGUUUGACUGAGCAGCUAUUUCGAAACGUGUCACAACCAUCCACCGUCCCCAUGACAAUACAAGGUAAAACAGUCGCCUCUGUGAUCACGACCACCACUUUACCCAUCACGACACCGACCUCGCCGAAUCUGCAGACCAAAACUUCGACGGCAUUCACAAAUAUAACCAUGUCUCCUCCAACAAGACAUGAUGACAACUGGUUCCGGCGAAAUGAGGCUUCCAACCUGAUGCGGGAUUUUGGCCUCCCACCGAAUGGUUAUGACACGACUUAUCCAGAAAAUACAUUCUCUCGGGUCCCGCGCUGGUUUCAUGGUACUAUUGACCGCUCUCGAGCGGAACAGCUGUUGCGACAAGUUGACUUAGACGGGGCAUUUCUUGUGCGUGUUGAUCCGUCGGCUCAGCGUUAUGUGAUCAGUGUGCUAUGGGCCGGGAUCUGUUCUCACGUUUUAGUCUCAGUGAUCACUCCCGAACCGGGUCAGAACUCGUUUGGACCGUCCUAUCAGUUAUUCGGAUUUCCCAAUGUGAAUCAGUUCUCUUCACUAAGGGAACUAAUACAAUAUUAUGCGACUCAUCCCUUAACUCCACAAGAACACCAAUUACUUCUGUACGCUGUGGGACAAGUAAUCACUCCUUCCGGUUUACCGGACUAUGCGGAUCUAUUUUAUCCGCCCACGCCCAUGGAUCGUCAAACACGAUUCUGA